CGUCGCCUUUCUGCCCCCAGCGCGGGCCGCUCGGAGCCGGGCGCCGCCGCCUGGAUGCCGUGAGUCGCUAGGAGCGAGCCCGGCCCUUUCGCUGCCUUGGGGUGCGGCGUGGGGGGCCCAGAGCCAUGUCGGACCUGCUACUACUGGGGCUCAUUGGGGGCCUGACUCUGCUGCUGCUGCUGACACUGCUGGCCUUCGCCAGGUACUCAGGGCUGCUGGCUGGGGUGACAGUGAGCGCCGGCUCGCCCCCCAUCCGCAACGUCACUGUGGCCUACAAGUUCCACGUGGGGCCCUAUGGCGAGACGGGGCGUCUUUUCACUGAGAGCUGCAGCGUCUGCCCCAGGCUCCGCUCCAUCGCUGUCUACUAUGACAACCCACACAUGGUGCCACCCGAGAAGUGCCGCUGUGCAGUGGGCAGCAUUCUGAGUGAAGGCGAGGAGUCACCCUCCUCUGAGCUCAUCCAGCUCUACCAGAAAUUUGGCUUCAAGGUGUUCUCCUUCCCGGUACCCAGCCACGUGGUGACAGCCACCUUCCCCUACACCACUGCCCUGUCCAUCUGGUUGGCUACCCGCCGGGUCCAUCCUGCCCUGGAUGCCUACAUCAAGGAGCGGAAGCUGUGUGCCCACCCUCGGCUGGAGAUCUACCAGCAAGACCAGAUCUAUUUCAUGUGCCCUCUGGCGCGGCAGGGAGACUUCUAUGUGCCUGAGGUGAAGGAGACAGAGCGGAAAGGCCGGGGGCCUGCGGAGGCCAGUGAUGCCCAAAUUGAUGGCACAGGAGCUGACACGCUGAGUGACACAAGUUCUGUGAGCCUGGAGGUGGGCCCUGGCAGUCGAGAGACUUCAGCUGCCACACUGUCCCCUGGGGCGAGCAGCCGCGGCUGGGACGACAGUGACACCCGCAGUGAGCACAGCUACAGCGAGUCGGGUGCCAGCGGCUCAUCCUUUGAGGAGCUGGACUUGGAGGGUGAAGGACCCCUGGGGGAGCCAAGGCUGAGUCCUGAGGCUGAGCCUCUGGGGGCUCCCAAGUGGCCCCGGGAGCUCAGUACCCCUGAGAAGGGUGAGGAGUGACCCGUGCCCACGUCCUCCCGUGGUGCAGUUGCUAAGGAACUGAUCAGACUCUUCAGCCCUCCUCCUCCACCUUCCAGGCCCAGGCUAGGGCCAGGGGGUCUCAGGGGACCUAACUUCGACCACCAACCUCUAGCUAAGCCCUCUCCUCACUGCCCUCUUGGCUCCCAGGGCCAAAGGAGCAGAGACUGUUCUCUGCACCCAGCCCUGGGGCUGCUGCCUCUGUUGCAUCUUUUUUCAGAGUCACAUUGGAGCUUCCAGGAACCAGAAUAAAGCAAAAGAUUUUAUUUCACCUGAA
This is a messenger RNA of Miniopterus natalensis, 1362 nucleotides long. RefSeq names its product testis expressed 264, ER-phagy receptor (gene TEX264). Gene Ontology annotation, biological process: protein-DNA covalent cross-linking repair; reticulophagy. Lineage: Eukaryota; Metazoa; Chordata; Mammalia; Chiroptera; Miniopteridae. The record is from RefSeq and is a predicted model, not a curated record. Gene Ontology annotation, cellular component: replication fork; autophagosome membrane; nucleus.